Molecule: messenger RNA, 2531 nt
Organism: Lacerta agilis (Sand lizard)
Lineage: Eukaryota; Metazoa; Chordata; Lepidosauria; Squamata; Lacertidae
Gene: SLC7A3
Product: solute carrier family 7 member 3
Exons: 12
Coding region: 54-2015 (653 amino acids)
Biological process (GO): amino acid transport; transmembrane transport
Cellular component (GO): plasma membrane
Molecular function (GO): amino acid transmembrane transporter activity
Source: RefSeq, a predicted model, not a curated record
UUUGGCAAGAUUGUUCAGCAGCAGAAGAUGAACCAGCAGACGGUGAUCUACUAAUGGCUUCUUGGAUUGGAUCCUUGGGAAGCAUUGGACAUUUUACACAACUGUCCAGAAUGCUGGAGAAAACCAUGGCAAGCUUCGGCAAGAAGCUGAUCCGGCAGCGCAAAGUGGACCUCAGCUCUGAUGAGACCCAGUUAGCUCGUUGCCUCUCCACCCUGGACCUGAUAGCUCUUGGCGUGGGCAGCACCCUUGGGGCUGGUGUCUACGUCUUGUCCGGGGAGGUGGCCGUGGACGACGCAGGCCCUUCCAUCGUGCUCUGCUUCUUCAUAGCGGCUGUCUCAUCAGUGUUAGCUGGUCUGUGCUACGCAGAGUUUGGAGCCCGAGUGCCCAAGGCUGGCUCUGCCUACCUCUACAGCUAUGUCACAGUUGGGGAGAUCUGGGCCUUCACCACAGGAUGGAACCUCAUUCUCUCCUAUAUGAUAGGGACAGCAAGUGUCGCUCGUGCCUGGAGCUCAACCUUUGACAACAUAAUUGGCGGCCACAUCUCUAAUUUCUUCCAAAAUCAUACUGCCCUGCAUGUGGAGAAUGUGCUGGCUAAAUAUCCUGACUUCUUUGCUCUCUUUCUGGUUUUGCUGCUUACAGGUUUGCUGUCGUUUGGUGUGAGCGAAUCUGCCCUGGUGAACAAAAUCUUCACAGCUAUCAACUUACUGGUCCUGAGCUUUGUCAUCAUUGCUGGCUUUGUGAAGGGAGAUGUCAAAAACUGGACCUUAUCCAAGGAGGAUUAUCAGAACCACACAUGGAAACUCGAGGCUGGAAGCAGCAUUGGGCGCUUUGGCAGUGGUGGCUUCUUCCCCUUUGGCUUUGAGGGGGUCCUCUCUGGGGCUGCCACGUGCUUCUAUGCCUUUGUUGGAUUUGACUGCAUUGCAACCACAGGUGAGGAAGCUCGGAACCCUCAGCGCGCCAUGCCCAUUGGCAUCAUUGCCUCACUCCUGAUCUGCUUUGUGGCUUACUUUGGGGUUUCUGCUUCCUUGACCUUGAUGGUGCCUUACUACUUGGUGAACAAGGAGAGCCCCCUGCCUGAUGCCUUUAAGGCUGUGGGGUGGGAGCCAGCCCGCUACGUAGUAGCCAUCGGCUCACUCUGUGCCCUCUCCACCAGCUUGCUUGGUUCCAUAUUCCCAAUGCCACGGGUGAUUUACGCCAUGGCCGAAGAUGGACUACUCUUCAGGUUUCUGUACCGGGUCCACAGCCGAACCAAGACUCCCUUGGUGGCUACUGUUGUGUCAGGCAUCAUUGCUGGUCUAAUGGCAUUUCUCUUUGAGCUGAAGGACCUGGUUAACCUCAUGUCCAUUGGCACUCUGCUGGCGUACUCCUUGGUUGCUGUUUGUGUUCUCAUCCUCAGAUACCAGCCUGACCUGUUCGCUCCUUCCAAAGACUUGGAAAUGCUUGAGAUGAAUGGAAGCGAAGAAGAAAAGGUGGUGAUUAAUCUCUCUCUCCGUGAUGGCCAAGUGACCCUGAAAGACAAGUUCACCUGGAGGCGCCUUUUCUGCCCUUCCGGAGAUGCUCCAACUGACGUCUCAGGGCGCAUUGUCUACAUCAGCAGCACAGUUGUCUCUCUGAUGAUCACCACUCUCUGUGGCAUCUUGGCACAACAGUCGGCAGCUCUCCUGCAACGCAGCAUUGGCUGGGUUGUUGCCUGUGUGGUUCUCCUGGUCGUUUCACUUGUUGGCACCAUCAUCAUCUGGAGGCAGCCAGAGAGCAAGACACGCCUCACUUUCAAAGUCCCUGGCCUGCCACUGCUUCCCCUCUUCAGUAUCUUGGUGAAUAUCUAUCUCAUGAUGAAACUGGAUGCAGGUACCUGGGCCCGUUUUGCUGUCUGGAUGGCAAUAGGCUUUGCCAUCUAUUUUGGAUAUGGGAUCCGCCACAGUGUACAAGGACAAGUCACUCCACAGUCUCAGAUAGUGGCAAGCAAACCUCUCCAGCGGGCACCAUCCGACCUGAGCCAAGAUAGAGAUAUCUGAGAAGAGGAUGUGGUUCUUUCCUUGUCCCUGCCUCCUACCCACCACAGGUCCCCUUGAGCUCUACCUGCCUCCUACGCCACCCUAGGACAAGCAGAUGACAAGCUCUUGGGCAAAUGGUCUCUCCAGCAUGCUGCAGUAUAUCCAAGUCAACCGUGUCAUCCUGUAGAGCAGGAGGGGAGAGGAAACACCAGCAGGAAGUGGGGCAGACUCAAGGGAAAGCUGAUUCUUCUGCUCUUAGGGGAAAGACAACCCUCAAGCAAAGAAGCUGCCCCUCCCUUCAUGUCUGUAUUUAUUCUCUUUGGGCCGUGUUGGCAAGAGAUUGCCUUUCUCACAUGUAGAUGUAUGUGAAAGUGUCAGUUUGUCUGCAGUCCAAAAACAUGUCUCUAGACCCUGAAGCUAUAAGUAUUUGUUGCUCUCCUGUUCAUUGUUUGUAUAACGUCAAAACAUUGAUGUUUUGUACAAUUAAAACUCCAAAGGACCAUUUUGUAAACAAUAAAAAUGUUUUUUUUUUUGUUA